This is a messenger RNA of Falco peregrinus (peregrine falcon), 3336 nucleotides long. It is a transcript of the gene IFNAR1, whose product is annotated as interferon alpha and beta receptor subunit 1. The transcript is spliced from 11 exons. Bases 82 to 1932 code for a protein of 616 amino acids. NCBI's taxonomy places the organism in Eukaryota, Metazoa, Chordata, Aves, Falconiformes, Falconidae. Gene Ontology annotation, molecular function: protein binding. The record is from RefSeq and is a predicted model, not a curated record.
ACGCCUGAGGGGCGCCGGUCCCCGCGGCGCGUCGCUCCCCGCCCGCUCCGAAGACCAGCGGGCUCCCGCCCUGCCGCGGCCAUGGGCCAGCGCCUCGUGCUCCCGCCGGCCCCGCCCCCCCGCCGGCCGCGCGCCGCGGCGGCGCCCCGCGCAUGCGCAGCCGCCCGGGGCUUCCGGCAGCGCUGCGGGGCCGGCGGUACCGCGGGGCGGAUGGGUGGCGGAGCGGCGGCGGGCGGCGGGCGCGGGGCCCCGGCGGCUCUGCUGUCCUGCCUGCUGGCCGUGCUGCCCCUGCGCUGCGGAGGCCAAGCUAAUCUGAAGAGUCCACAGGAUAUUCAGGUCUACAUUGUAAAUACAAAUUUCACUCUAAGUUGGAACUACACUGGGAAUGAUACCGGUGUGACAUUUUCAGCAGAAUACCGGUGGUUUGAAGAUUUUGAUGGGAAUGGAACAGAAUGGAAGGAGUUGCCUGGGUGCCAAAAUGUUACUCGCAUGGAAUGUGACUGUUCCUCAGCAAUAACCAAAUACUAUGAGACGCAUCACGUGCGUGUAAGAGCUGAAAGAAGGGAAGAAGUGUCUCCAUGGUCUAGCACUUUUGAAAUGAUUCCAUAUUUUAUAGCUCAGAUUGGUCCCCCAGGAGUAGAGUUGCAGUCCACAAAUGGGGUCAUAAAAAUUAAGGUUUCUCCUCCAGAAGCAAAUCGGGUCCGAAAAAUGUGGAUAGCUCAUCUAAGUUUUAAAUACAAUCUAGUUAUCUGGGAAAAUUCGUCAAAUGCAGAGUUCAGAAGUCAAACAAUUUUUCCUAAUCACGUAAUUGAUGAUCUUGCACCAGACACUACCUACUGUUUGAAAGUUCAAGCAACUCUUCCUUUGGACUCAAAAGAAGGCUUAUUCAGUCCUGUUCAUUGUGUAAAAACUACUCGUAAAGUGACUGACCUAUUCUGUGCAACAAAUGUGAGAGUUCUUGCUUUGAAUAUGAAAUUUCAUCUGCAUUGGAAUAACACAUAUAAACAACAUGUGACCUACAAUGUACAGUAUCUCAUUGGGUAUCUAAAGAAACUUGAUGAUGAUUACUCAAUGAAAUGGCUCAAUGUACCUGGAUGUGAAAACAUCACCAAUACACAAUGCAAUUUCUCCUCUAUCAUUGCUACUACUUUUGGAUUUUAUUAUCUCCGUGUGCAGGCCAUGAGUGAAUAUAAUAAAUCAUGUUUGUCUAAUGAAGUGAAAGUAGAUCCUCUGAUAACAAAUGAGAUUGGCCCUCCUGGUGUAGAGGUGGACAUCAGUGAUGUUUUGCUCCAUAUCCAGAUUUCUCCUCCAGGAGGACCUGAGUGUGAAGUCAUGAGGGACCGUUAUGAGUUGUCUUACCGGAUUCUGUAUUGGAAGAAUUCAUCAGAUAAUGAGGAGGAAAUCAAAAUGAAAGAGAUAAAACAGACAAUAGGGACAGUCUCUGAUCUAACACCCUUGACUUGGUACUGCGUAAAAGUACAAGCAUUCUCAAAAGUCUACAACAAAAGCAGUCCUUACAGCAAAGAGGAAUGCAUCAAAACACCUGGAGAUAAAGUUUUACCUCUGAUCAUUUUGGCAACAUUUGUAGCUGCCCUGAUUGUUGUCUUGUUUGUGGCUACACCACUUGUUUUUGCCCUGUAUCAAGUCUACAAUAAAAUAAAAUAUGUGUUAUUUCCAUCAUGCCAGCCUCCUUUGAACAUAGAGGGUUUUGGCAGGCAGCAAUUGAACUGUCCUUAUCUGUCAACUGCAGAAGAACCAAUAGAAAAUUGUUCUAUAAUUGAGACUAUCAUCACAGAAGAAGUAAAUCAAGCUGAUUUUACAGAAUACAAGCAUUCUAAACAGAGCAGUCGAGAUUCAGGGAAUUAUUCUAACGAUGAUGAUACUUCAGGGAGCAAAGCAUCAGAAGAAAUGCUAGAAAAGGAAAUAGCAUAACUCCUAAGAAAAUUAACAUAUGGGACUGACAGAGUAAUAAACACUUAAAACUUUUUUUUUAUGAAAGUUGCAGCCUAAGGAAGACAGUGUGACUUUGGGAUCUUUGUCUCCAGGUUUCCAAAUCUGCACUUUUAGUGGAAACUUACACACCCUCUCUGCUGCAAACUGACUGGAGUUAAAAUGCAGUUGACUCUUUUUGUGCCACUUUGACUGACUUUUCAUCAUAUGAUAAAAAGAAUGCCAUCUACAUAAAGAGGAGCAGAUCUGUACACUUUAUAUACUGAAACCUGGUAACCUCAGCAAAAACCUACUCUGUUCCACAAGAAUUUCUCACUGUCCUAGAGGUUUAUUUUGAAUGCCAGUAUGUACUGUGACAGAAGCCUUACGUUCCAGGAUUGGAUCUUACAGUGUUUACACAGGCAGAAGGAAGUUGAUGCUGGAUACAAUUUUAAGAACUCUUCUGACAUUCUCUUCCAGCCCCCUUGGGGGAGGUGCUUUUUGGCUUAGCAAUUCCAGAGCAAAAGAUGCAAAGAAAUGAACAGUAGCCUCAGUGAGAUGGCUUUUCUGAGCCUUCUUGUAGAAUUCCUUGUGGCCAUGGCUGCAGGAUGCUCCCAGUGCUCUCUUGCUUGUUCAUGUAUCUGUGUCCCUGCAUCAGAGUGCUUUUCUCCCACAGCACACAGUAAUCUGGGCAAGUAUGGGGAGGAAAACAGGCAGGAAGGAGCUUUGUUUCACUUUACUAUGAAGAAAAAAUUCAUAGUGGAAGUUCUUUGUAAAUAGAGGGUGGGGCAAAUUGUUUUGUGCUGGUUUUAGGGUUAAAAAAACCCAACAAAUAUCCAACCCAGAUGUACACCAAGAAGAAACUAAAGAAUACUGUUACCUGAAAUGACAAGGUGUGUUAAGAGGCUUGUUAUUGAUUAUAUUCCCUGCCCCACCCCGCGCCCCAUGGCUACAUAACUAGAAUUGCAAAGUACUUACUUCCAAAUACAAUUCAAUUAGAAAUGUGACUCUUUGAACAAGGAAGAAACUUAUUUCUGUAAUUAGAAGGAUCCAAGUUGAAUUUAUAAAAUGGCUUUUAACAGACUGGUGAGGAUGCUUGUCAUUCAAAGCUUUUUCACCGUAGUCUCGUUUUGUCAACAGACUUUUCUUUGUACAAAUUAUAAGGAUACGCUGCAAUGCUGUUUCAAUUUGCAUGCCACUUUCUUCUGAAGGAAUUUUUUAAGUAGCUUAUUUUUUUAUGAAUGGCUUCGAGCUUCAUGUGGGCUGUUGUUUAUUGUAACAAGCAACUAUUGUUUAUAUAUAAUUUUUUUAAUUUUGAAGAUGUGAUCUGAUUUUACAAAUGUUAUGCUCCUGUGUUCAUUGAAGAACAUUGAAGAACAUAAUAAAUUUUGCACAUUUACUUCUUUA